This is a messenger RNA of Pectinophora gossypiella (pink bollworm), 903 nucleotides long. RefSeq lists its product as uncharacterized. The transcript has 7 exons. Lineage: Eukaryota; Metazoa; Arthropoda; Insecta; Lepidoptera; Gelechiidae. Bases 1 to 903 code for a protein of 300 amino acids. The record is from RefSeq and is a predicted model, not a curated record.
AUGUUUAUAGUGCUACUAAUCCUGAAGAUCCUGCCAGCAUCAUGUCUCCCAGGGGCAGAAUACCAGAUCUUCCAAGGGUUCGACGUGCGUUCCUGGACAGACAGACAGGGCCACCCUCGCACCCCACGCACCACCACCAUCUCUCUAGAAGUAUAUGAGUUGGAGACCACUGAGACCCCUGAAGCCACGGAGAGACCCACUCAGAGAUCCAGCACUCAAAAAGAGAUUACUCAGUAUUUUUACGAUGUGACAGACAGGCCAGCGAAAUUUUCCCAAAGAAACUCGUGUCCCGAAGAAGAGAAGCCGAUAAACUUUGGAGCAUACGAGGUGCCCACACAACGUGACCUGGUCUUCUUCACGCAGAAGACUCUCCACAGGAUGUUCGCCAGCUACCACCAGAAAGCCAUGCUUUUCCUUGAGGACAUCAGAAAGGCAACCAGAGCCACAGAGCAGGUGGCCAGCAAGUGCCAGGGCAACAAGUCGACGUACCGGCAGUGCGUGCGGCACGUCAGCAACAAAUGCGAAACUAUCACCAAGAGCCUCACCUCAGCAUUGGAGCAGCAGCGCCAGGAUGUACUGGCUUUCACAGAUGAUACUAUUUGCAAUAUCGAAUCAAUGAAAGAAGAUCCUGUAAAACUUGUGAAAAUACUAGCUAGUGAGGAAGCCUCCUUGGAAUUCGCUCUACCAGGGUUCUUGAGACUUCUCGAUGCAUGUUCUGCCUAUUGUGUGAGGUUUCCAAUAAACGGCAACACAUUUAAAGCAAUGAAGCCGCAGCGACAUCUCACCGACGCCGAUAUCGUCAUAAGACAUUUCCUAACUCGCAAACACUACAAAAGACUCCUAGGACCAGAAAAGAAUAAAACCAAAAAAACUGUAAUAAUGCAGUUUCAAGUAUAUCAAUAA